Molecule: messenger RNA, 801 nt
Organism: Procambarus clarkii (red swamp crayfish)
Lineage: Eukaryota; Metazoa; Arthropoda; Malacostraca; Decapoda; Cambaridae
Source: RefSeq, a predicted model, not a curated record
AUGACUUGUUUCAGAGCGUGCCAGGGGCCACAGUUCUCAAGAGGUUGGUGUGUGCUUCAGGUCUUCCACCCGCCAGAGGCCGAGGACUGGUACCUGGACAUCAGCUCCGUCACCUUCAGGGACGCUGGUGUGUACGAGUGUCAGGUCUCCACCAGCCCUAAGGUCUCCCUGCCCAUCCACCUCACCGUGCUGGCCGUGCAGGAAGCGGACAUCUUAGGCCCGCGGGAGGUGUAUAUUCAACACGGCUCCACCAUCAGCCUCCACUGUGAGGUGCUGGCCGGUGUCGAAGCAGUGGGACCCGUUCGCUGGCUUCGGGGCGCCUCCACUCUCAACUACAGCUCACCUAGAGGCGGCAUCAGCAUGGAGGUGGAGAAGACCCCAACAAAGACCAUGUCCAAACUGUACAUCACUCGGGCGGUGAAGGCGGACUCUGGCAACUACACCUGUGCUCCCUUGUACGCUCGGCCGGACUCUGUCAUCGUCCACGUUGUUAAUGCUGGCGAGGAGUCGGCGGCGGCGGUGCAGAGUGGGGUGGGGGCGCUGCGGGCGGGUGUGGGCGUGGUGUGGGUGGCCACCCUGCUGGCUACCUGGCUCAGGCCCCCACCCCCGCCCGCUUGGACCCCGUGAGUCACCCAGAUGGCGUUGACGGUGUCCGGCUUGGUGUACCCCUCCCUGCACCCCGUCCCACAGCCAGCCCGCCCUGCUUCAAGACCCGCUCUCAUCACCAGUGUAGUGUGCCUUAUAUUUUUGUAGGUGUUUCCCCAACUCUCUGUGAAAUAAACUAUAUAUAUAUUUCGACGA